CGGGAGAGGGUCGGUGUUCCACGGCGAGCCCGCUGAGGCCGCAGCUCCGCUGGGCGCGACCGCAUCGCAUUGCCCGGCAGCCCGCAGGUGACGGGGAGGGGAAGCUCGCCCCAAAUCUAUCCCGGGAUCCCCGGAAUUCCCAUUGCCAGACUUUGGCUGGAUGGAGGAAGAGAAGGCUGUGAGGAGGAGGAAGUUGUCCCGGGAACCCCAGGCAGACAAGGAGCCCAGGGAGGACAAAUCCCCUCAGCAGAACCUCGUGGAAGAGGCUGUUUUGAGUGGCUCCAUGGCACAGGAAUGCAACGGGGAGGAAAAGCCGCGGAGAUCCUGCCCGAGGAGGGGCUCCAAACCCAUGCCAGGGCGCUCCAAGGAGGAAGGACCCACCCUGUGUCAGGAAGGCAGCCAGAGAUGUGGCCAGAGCUCUGAGCUGGUGGUGCAUGAACAGCUUCACAAUGGCAAGAAGCUGCACCAGUGCUCGGAAUGUGGGAAGAGUUUCUGUGCAAAGUCCAGCCUGGUCCGGCACCAGAAGAUCCACACUGGGGAACGGCGCUACGAGUGUGGGAAAUGUGGGAAGCGCUUCAGGGACACCUCUAACCUGCUCCGCCACCAGAGAGUCCACACUGGGGAACGGCCCUAUGAGUGUGGGGAGUGUGGGAAGAGCUUUGCUGACAGCUCCAACCUGAUUGUCUACAAGAGGAUCCACACUGGGAAACGGCCUGUUGCCUUCGAUAUGAGGCAAUGGCGACCUGGUUUCAAAGAGUCAGCACGGCAACUCGACUCCUCGAGUCACUCGGUCCAUUAACACGCUUACACCAAUUUGGUGGACGGCAAAUGGCGGUUUAUUGUAUUACACAUGGGGUUAAAUAGUCUAAAGGGUCUUCUACUAUGUCAGUGGGAGGGCAAAGGAUCUAAAGGUCAGUGGUUGGUGGGAAGCUAAUGGGGCUAGGAGGGGCCACCACCGAAGGGACGGGGGGAGGGUCCUUAUCUUCCCGUGACAUCACGUGAUCUUCCGAGCGCCUGUCCCUAGCUAUCACCCACACAUCUCCCCCCCCCCUUUUCACAAAAAAAAAUGAGGUAGUUAGAGGCAUUGGAGAAAAGGGGUACAAGGUAGUAACUUGAUAAAAAAAAAGAAGGGGUUUGGAAAACUUGAGUAAAUUCUGCGAAGCUGACUAGGCAGAACUUUGCAACUGGCAGUGUUCACAGUUUGGUUUACAACAAUUGUUGCUGUCCUACAAAUAGAAUGUUGGCCCGUUCUAGGCGUGUUUGAAUAAAUGUGACCAGCUUGUUUAACAGGCAUGGUCCAAUGGCGAGAGCUAAGAGUAACAUUGCCAGUGGACCUAUCAAUGUGGAAAUUAGGGUGGUGAGCCAUGGCGAUUGAUCGAACCAGGACUCGAACCAGCCCUGUUGGGCUUCCCUGUCUUUCUUUCUCUGAGCCAGUCUAUCUCGGAGUUCUGCCAUGGAGUCUUUAACGACUCCUGUAUGAUCAGCAUAAAAGCAAUAUUCUUCUUUCAAGGCGGCACACAAGCCUCCUUGUUGCAUGAACAGGAGGUCUAGUCCCUGCCUGUUCUGCAGGACGACUUCUGAAAGUGAGGAAACCGAUUUCUCCAGGAAGGAGAUGGAUUUCUCGAUCUUCUGCAAGUCUUCGUCGAUAGUCAUUUGUAAUUGAGAAAGUCUUUGGUGUUGGGUCACGAGGGCUGAGACACCUGUGGCUGUACUGGCUGCUCUCAGGCCGAGCAGCAUCGCGAUGGUUACCCCUGUUAUUAUCUCUCGCUUGUGGAGCCGGCUCGGUUCUUCGGAAAGUUGACACACCUCUUCGUCUGAGCGGUACAAGACCCUAGGAACAAUCAGAACUUGGAUACAAAAAUCAUCAGAGUCAUUGAAUUUGGCCAGGGACACACAAGGACUCACUCCAGACCGUUGACAAACCUACAUUCCGGAUGCAGCUGGGAUCACCUACUUAUUGAUCUUCUUGUCAGGUUUGACAACUUCGGUGCAAACAUUUCCCUUCUGCUUGGCUAAAGUUGCACUGCUAAAGCAUUUUCCCUGACCCGUGACUUGACUCAAGGUGAUUCCUCUGCGGGGAGUGUCCCACUUGCACUGGUGGGGGACAUCAGCUGUGGAAUAACUGAAUGGGAUGUUUAGAGCAACUCCUUCAUAGAAAGGAGGUUUAACAUCGUAACAGAGCCAGCAUGGAUUGGUUAGGUUUGGGUUGGAUUCAUUCAGAGAUGAAAAGGUAGCUUCUAGCAUGCGGAAAAUGGGAUUCGGGUCAGACACGGCUAAGUGGUCUAUCUGAAAGGCAUCUGCAUAGCUGGUCGGGGUAUUGGUGACUUUUGUGGGCAAAGAUUUGGGGUGGAUUGUGCUUUUCCUUUUUUGUGAGUCUCUAAUAAUUUCUUUGG
Prinia subflava (tawny-flanked prinia) is the source of this 2393-nucleotide messenger RNA. RefSeq names its product zinc finger protein with KRAB and SCAN domains 1-like. The transcript is spliced from 3 exons. Bases 161 to 799 code for a protein of 212 amino acids. The record is from RefSeq and is a predicted model, not a curated record. Gene Ontology annotation, cellular component: nucleus. Gene Ontology annotation, molecular function: RNA polymerase II cis-regulatory region sequence-specific DNA binding; DNA-binding transcription factor activity, RNA polymerase II-specific. NCBI's taxonomy places the organism in Eukaryota, Metazoa, Chordata, Aves, Passeriformes, Cisticolidae. Gene Ontology annotation, biological process: regulation of transcription by RNA polymerase II.